Molecule: messenger RNA, 1704 nt
Organism: Emys orbicularis (European pond turtle)
Lineage: Eukaryota; Metazoa; Chordata; Testudines; Emydidae
Product: zinc finger protein 436-like
Exons: 4
Coding region: 1-1704 (567 amino acids)
Biological process (GO): regulation of DNA-templated transcription
Source: RefSeq, a predicted model, not a curated record
AUGGGCAACGUGCGCCACGACAACCUGGCCAAGGUGGUGAGCGGCACCGCCGUGCUGCAGAUGCCCUGUGCUCUGCACUACACGGCUGAGGCCAUGCAAGCCCAGCUGUCUCCACAACUUCUACCAUCUGCUGUGCCUCCCCUGGGAAUGUGCCGCCCCAAGCAGGGGCCGGUGACCUUUGAGGAGGUGGCUGUGUAUUUCACCAGGGAAGAGUGGGCUCUGCUGGACCCCAUGCAGAGAGCUCUCUACAGAAACAUCAUGCAGGAGACCUACGAGAAUGUGACCUCACUGGGGUUUCCAAUUUCCAAACCUGACAUGAUGUCCCAGCUGGAACGAAGAAAAGAGCCAUGGGUCCCAGAUCUCCAGGGAUCUGAGGAAAGAAAGAUGCAGAGAAAUGCCUUCACAGGUGAUGGGAUGAUGGGUAAGAACGCAGAUCAGAAUCCUCACCAGAAAGAUGCUGCACAAGUGGAAGCAUGUGGAGCAUCAUCACGAAGAUCCAAAGGGAAUGUGUCCAGGAGUCAUGAGCAGGGUAAAGCCUGUGACAGGCAGCACAUGCCAGAGAAGCAGCAGGGAAACGAACUACAGGAGAAAGUUGGUAAAUCCAUUAAUUGUCAGGGAACUCAAAAGAACCUCAAGGAAACCACCACUCAGCAGAGAAUCCUCAAGGGGAAGAGGAAAAAUACAUGCGCUGAAUGUGGGAAAAACUUCAAUUACCACUCAGGCCUUAUUAGACAUGAGAUAAUCCACACAAAAGAGAGACCCUAUGAGUGCUGUGAGUGUGGGAAAAGCUUCAAUCAGACUUCAGCCCUUAUUAGACAUCAGCGAAUACACAGAGGAGAGAGACCAUACGAAUGCUGUGAGUGUGGUAAAAACUUCCCUGACAGCUCAACCCUUAUUAAACAUCAGAGAAUCCACACAGGGGAGAGACCUUAUGGAUGCUGUGAGUGCGGGAAAAGCUUUUCUCAGAGCUCAGCCCUUAUUACACAUCAGAGAAUCCACACUGGGGAAAGACACUAUAAAUGCUGUGAGUGUGGGAAAAGUUUCACUCAGAGCUCUGCCCUUAUUACACAUCAGAGACUUCACACUGGAGAAAGACCUUAUGAAUGUUGUGAGUGUGGGAAAAACUUCACCGACAGCUCAGCCCUUAUUAAACAUCAGAGAAUCCACACAAAGGAGAGACCCUAUGAGUGCUGUGAGUGUGGGAAAAGCUUUACUCAGAGCUCAGACCUUACUACACAUCAGAGAAUCCACACAGGAGAGAGGCCCUAUGAGUGUUCUGAGUGUGGGAAAAGCUUCACUCAGAGCUCAGACCUUACUACACAUCAGAGAAUCCACACUGGGGAGAGCCCUUAUGAAUGCUGUGAGUGUGGGAAAGGGUUUACUCAGAGCUCAGCCCUUGUUACCCAUCUGAGAAUCCACACGGGAGAGAGACCCUAUGAGUGUUGUGAGUGCGGGAAAAAAUUCACUGACUGUUCAGCCCUUCUUAAACAUCAGAGAAUCCACACAGGGGAGCGACCCUAUGAGUGCUGUGAAUGCGGGAAAAGCUUCACUCAGAGCUCAGCCCUUAUUACACAUAAGAGACUUCACACAGGAGAGAGACCCUAUGUAUGCUCUGAGUGUGGGAAAAACUUCACUCGGAGCUCUGCCCUUAUCUAUCAUCAGAGAAUCCGUAAGGGAGACAAACACCAUAAAAACCUUGUCUAG